Molecule: messenger RNA, 1875 nt
Organism: Drosophila obscura
Lineage: Eukaryota; Metazoa; Arthropoda; Insecta; Diptera; Drosophilidae
Product: prolyl 4-hydroxylase subunit alpha-2-like
Exons: 7
Coding region: 22-1626 (534 amino acids)
Biological process (GO): peptidyl-proline hydroxylation to 4-hydroxy-L-proline
Cellular component (GO): endoplasmic reticulum
Molecular function (GO): L-ascorbic acid binding; procollagen-proline 4-dioxygenase activity; iron ion binding
Source: RefSeq, a predicted model, not a curated record
UUUAUCACAUCCAAGACUACAAUGCUACCACUCGCAUCUGUGCAUGUGCUCCUCCUGAUCCUCCUGGUUUUCGCGAGUGCUGCUUUUCAGAGUCAGACGGAAACGAUAUCCAAUCCAUCCAAGGAGUUUGUGACCUCAAAGGCGGAUCGAAUGGAGCUGCUGCUGCUGGACAGGGAGCUGAUCUCAAACCUCGUGCAAUAUACUGAAGAGUUGCAGAACAAAGUCCACGUGCUGCAGCGAUUUGCAAUGGCAAUGAGCAUUCCCAUCGAGGCAGCGAAGGGCAGGGAGGAGGAGUACCUAUCGAAUCCGCUGCACAGUUUUCGCCUCAUCCGCCAUAUGCACGAGGACUGGCGGCAAUUAGAGAAGUUCAUGCGGCAGCCUGGGGGGCAGGAUCAGAUUAAUUUUCUCAAGGAGAAGACAAUGGAACUUGCUUCAAGAGAAGAUGCCGAGGAUGCCACGGAGGCCAUCUACCGCAUUGUGCGCACCUAUGAUGUGCAGGCAGCGGAUAUCGUCCAGGGGCUAAUCGAUGGCGUGCAGUACAACGGUAGCAUUUCAGCCAUCGACUGCUUCUCCCUUGGAACGCUGCAUUUUCAGUGGGGGGAGUACGACAAGGCCGCCCAAUUCCUGUCCUUCUCCUUAGAAAUGGUAGAACCAGAGUAUUAUUCGGUGUACGAUGUGCUGGGAUUUGCCUCAAGCGAGGUCUUCAUGCUCCUGGCCCGUUGUCUCGUGGAGAUGGACCUGGAAGACGACGCUCGAACGACACUGAUGGCCCACCCCAGUUUGGCGGAUCAUUCGGAGCGACUGCUCACCCUCUACACAAACACGCGACACGUCCAAGUUUCGGAGGAACUGAAGCCCGACCUAACUGAGCAAUACAAUCAGAUCUGCCGCUCCUCCCAUCAAAAUAAACCCUCGCGCCUUCACUGUCGCUACAAUGCCACAACCACACCCUUCCUGCGCCUGGCCCCCCUACGGAUGGAAGAGCUGUCGCUGGAUCCCUACAUCGUGGUCUACCACAAUGUCCUCUCCGACGCGGAAAUAUCCGAGGUGGUGAGAAUUGCAGAGCCGCUUCUCGUGCGGAGUAGCGUGUACAUAGUGGAAAAGGAGAAGUCGAAAAAAAGCACGGCGCGCACUUCCCUGGGAGCCUGGAUCCCCGAUCACGAUGAUAAAAUGGAUGUCUCGGGUUGGCCGUUGGUGGAGCGAUUCCUUAGACGCAUUCGCGAUAUGACCGGUAUGAAAAUCAACGAACAGCAGUACAUGCAGCUGAUAAAAUACGGAUUCGGGGGCCACUACGAUCUCCAUUUCGACUACUUUAAUUCCACCCGAAAAAUCACCCAGGCCAUGGGCGACCGCAUGGCCACUGUCCUCUUCUAUCUUAACGAUGCUAGACACGGCGGCUCCACUGUCUUUUCCCAUCUACAGCUGAAGGUUCCAUCAGAGCGUGGCAAGGUUCUCUUCUGGUUCAAUAUGCGGGGGGAGACGCACGAUCUGGACACUCAAACCAUUCACGGCUCGUGCCCCGUCAUCGAUGGCACCAAAACGGUCCUGUCCUGCUGGAUAAAGGAGUUGGAUCAAAUGUUUAUCCGGCCCACCUAUCGCCCUGGGAAUAGGAAUUUUAUCUCUUAGAUUCUUAGAUUAUGAAGGCAUUUUGGUACUGAGGGUGAUGCAGGGUGCAGCAGCAGGCUUAUCAGUAAAAGAAAAAAAGAAAAUUUGUUUAUUUAGUUUUCAUAUCCUUUUGUUAGUUUUUGUGUAAUUUAAAUGACUAAUAGUAGUAGAAAGGCUACAAUUUUGUUUGGUGAUUUUUCGAAUCAGAAAUUGGAAACACCGUUGCCACAAUUGUAAGACAUUCGAAGCAAUUAAAUGCAUACACUUUUA